GGAAACCUCAAAUCCAAAAAACACGACCCUCCAAUUUUUCUGUUCCCGCCAUUCCUCUCUCUCUAUCUCUUUCUCUCAAUCAAUAAAAUGCACAACCAAAACCACCAUUACUCCUCUAUCUUUGUCUCUCUCGAUUGCCCAAUCCAACAUCAAUUCGAAGACCCCCCAAAAUGGAUAUCACAGACAUAGCCAAUAAGCUAGGCCUCUCCGACUCCAAGCACGUCAUCCGAAAAGCCGCCGAGCUCCGCCGCCUCUCCGACAUCCAAUUCGACUCUUCCGUCAUCGGAAUUGGUGAGAUUUGUAAGGCCAUAAUUUGCAUAGAAAUCGCUGCUACUAGGUUUGAAGUUAUGUGUGAUCGACAGAGCGCGAUAAGGUUGAGUGGGAUGUCUGAGAAAGCCUACAUUAGGUCCUUCAAUGCAAUGCAGAAUGGUCUUGGUGUUAAGAACAAGCUUGAUAUCAGAGAACUGGGUAUUCAAUUUGGAUGCAUUCGGCUCAUCCCUUUUGUCCAGAGAGGUUUAUCUCUAUACAAGGAUCGUUUUCUUAAAUCAUUACCGGCUACCCGUAGGGCCAGUGCCGACUUCACUCGGCCUGUGUUUACUGCUGUAGCAUUCUACUUGUGUGCAAAGAAGCAUAAGCUCAAGGUUGAUAAGAUUAAGUUAAUUGAGCUCUGUGGUACAUCGGAAUCUGAAUUUUCCAGUGUGUCCACCUCGAUGAAGGACCUUUGCCAUGAUGCCUUUGGGAUAUCAAAGGAAAAGAAAGAUCCAAGGGAUGUGAAAGGGAAUAGAGACUUGCUGGAUGCAUUACCAGAAAAAAGGAGAUGUGAGGAUGGUGGUUAUUCAUCUGAUGAUGGAAAAGAGCUUUCAUGUUACAAGAAGCGUAAACGUACAGAGAAACAUGCUUAUGAGGAAUGGAAAUCUAAUGUUAUUGAGUCUAAUAACCACAGCAAGGCAAAAGUUCCUACUAAGCGAACCAAGCAAGCUCGGCUCAAUUUUAUGAAAGAAGUUCCUGAAACGCAGGAGGAGAAACUGUUAUAGGCUGAUCAAUAUUUUUUGUUAGUUCCAUUCAAUAAUUUUGAUGAUUUACAAGGAUUAUGAAUGGGAUCGACAGCAUAUGCUGCUGCAAUGUGAUGGUUGACUUUGUAUAGAAUGAAAAUUAUUGUAUAUGCUUGCAAAGUGUUUUUAAUUCAUUUUUAUCCGUGUUGACACAAUUAGAGAAAUACAAAGGUUUAUUGAA
Camellia sinensis is the source of this 1233-nucleotide messenger RNA. Lineage: Eukaryota; Viridiplantae; Streptophyta; Magnoliopsida; Ericales; Theaceae. The record is from RefSeq and is a predicted model, not a curated record.